Dioscorea cayenensis subsp. rotundata (Guinea yam) is the source of this 864-nucleotide messenger RNA. Its product is annotated as WUSCHEL-related homeobox 4. Gene Ontology annotation, cellular component: nucleus. The coding region runs from base 42 to 704 and encodes 220 amino acids. The transcript has 3 exons. Gene Ontology annotation, biological process: cell division; phloem or xylem histogenesis; procambium histogenesis. The record is from RefSeq and is a predicted model, not a curated record. Gene Ontology annotation, molecular function: DNA binding; DNA-binding transcription factor activity. Lineage: Eukaryota; Viridiplantae; Streptophyta; Magnoliopsida; Dioscoreales; Dioscoreaceae.
CUCCCUGCAUCACUCUCUCUAUCUUCUCUUUGUUUGGUUUCAUGGAGGUGCAACAACAGUUAUCCCUAAGCUUUUGGGACCAAGACUCCACUUCUUCCUCCCUAAACAUUGGCCUUAAGCAUGAACAUCUCAUUAGGUCUCUUCCUUCCAAGUUCACAGAAUCCACUGAACCAGUCCUCACUUCUCUCCAACUCAAGACCUUUGUCAAGCAUUCCAACAACAACACCAAGUCUUCUUCCAAAACUCUAGAUAUCUCUCAGGUGGAGGUUCAGUCAGGAGGAACAAGAUGGAAUCCAACACAAGAACAAAUAAGAGCAUUAGAAGCACUUUACAAAGGCGGUAUGCGAACACCGAACGCAAACCAGAUUGAACGAAUCACUAUCGAGCUCGGGAAAUACGGGAGGAUCGAAGGGAAGAAUGUUUUCUAUUGGUUUCAGAAUCACAAAGCUCGCGAACGGCAAAAACAGAAGCGUAGUGCUUUGCUUAGUUUGUCGAAUUCAUCAACAGUGUCUCAUCCUCCCCCAUUAAUGUCACUCUUCAUUGAAUCAAGGGGAGAAGAAGAAGAAGAAGAAGAUAAAAAGGAAUGGUGUGAUGGGAAUAAGAAGAGGAGGUGCAGGAGCUGGAGUGAAGAGUUGGAAGUGGAUGAAGAUGAAGGUGAUGGGACAUUGGAGCUGUUUCCUUUGCAUCCAGAGCUUGGAAGAUGAAGUACAUUAAAUGGAUAAAUAGAUUGUUAGAUAGAUGAUAAUAAUAAUAUUAAUAAGAGUUUAAGACUAGUGUUUCUUUUUUCUUGUUUCUUGGUUUCUUGGUUUCUUGUUCUUUUUUCUUUUUUUUUAAUUGUUUUUUAUUGCAUGUUUGUGAGGAAGA